UUGGUUACCGUUAUGACGUGUUGGGAAUGAUGGCUGUUGUUGUGUUGUUGUAUGUAGCCUAGCAGCUUCAUUGACUGUCUGAAUGUGGUUUACUGACGGUAAUAUUUCAAUGAAACCAUUUGAUUCGGAUGAAGAAGAGGCAGAGCAGCUGGGAGCCAAGCAAAAGGAGCUGAGGCAACGGGCAAACCAGAGCCUCCAACAGCUGAGCGGUGCUCUGGACCAGCAGGACCGUGAUGGAGAGGAUGUCCAACCCGCUGCAGGUGGCGUCUUCACGGCGGCUGAGGAGGACAAGACAGCGUGGAGUCACAAGACUCAGAGUGAAGCAGUUAACCAGCUGAAGAGCCUCCUGUUGAAGCAAGGCAGAGAAAUCCCCACCUCUUUAUCCCCCUCAGGGAAGCAAUCUCCAUCUAAGAAAGUGCGUCGGGAUGGCAGGUCCAGUUUACCAGCCUUUCGGGACUUGGUUCCAAUGAAUUAUGACCAGUCUGAGUACAUCCAGCACCUGGAAGCUGAAGUAAAGUUCUGCAAGGAGGAGCUGCAGGGACUGAAGCAGCGGAUCAGAGUGGUGGUGGUUGAAAAUGAGAAGCUGCAGUCUGAGCUCAAAUCCAGGAUUGUGGAUCAAUCUCUGAAAGAUUAUCCAAUCCACAAUUCUAUGGUGCAAAAUAACAACUUGAUAACCUCAAAAACAGAGCAUAACACCUGGAAAAAUGACCUGGAGCAGCUAAAAGUGAUCCACCAGGCCCAGACAGAAAGCUUGGAGGCUCAGCUCAUCUCUCUCAAAAAGGAUCUCUCAGUGAGUCAGAAGGAGUGUGAGGAGGUGAAGGUUCGUCUGAGACACAAAGAGCAGCAGGUUGCAGAAGCGUUGAAGGCCGACGGAGCUCCCCGCGUCGCCGGGUUGUGUCUGCAGUGUGCGCAGCAUGAAGCGGUGGUUGCUGGAACUCAUGCAAAUCUGCAUGUGCAGGCUAUUGACAGGCUCACAAAGGAACGGGACGAAUUGCUGGCGGCUCUGCGUGCGGUGCGAGCAAGUCAACAAGAGGCCCAGCAGAGAGAGUGGUCAGCCUGCCUGCAGGUCAAACAGGCUGUGGAGAUAGCCGAAGAAGCCAAUCUACAAAAAACUAGGGUGGAGAUGCAGUGUGAGCAGUUAUCCAGGGAGCUGGCGCGACUGAGGGAACAGCUGGACAGAGAGGCGCAUGCAGUGCGGACCAAGAUGGCGGAGGCCCGAGAGGAGGGCCGGGCUGAGGCACGCAAACAAAAAGAAGAGCUAGCACAAACGGCGUCCAGCCUGUCUCAGCAGGUAGCCGCGCUGGAGGGGCAGCUGGACCGAGCGCACAGAGACAGGAGUUCACUGACCAAUCAGCUGGAGGACACGCUCAGCAAGCUAACCAAUCAGGAACAAGACAAUGCCAAGGUAUGUGUGGAUCUGCGGUAUCAGCUUAGCAAUGCCAGCCUGAAGAAAGAGGAGGCUGAGCGAGAGCUCAGAGAGCUGAAGGCCAAGACGAGCAGGCAGAACGAAAAAGCUGCACAGGAAGUGGAAAGUCUGAGCUCAGAGCUGGUUUGCUGUCGGCAGCGUUUGGAGGCGGCCCAAAGGGUUGGGAGCCAAUGGCAGUCCAAAGCUCUGAGCCUGGAAGAACAGCUGGCAAAUGCCCAGCGCCAACUGCACCUCACCAGACAGGACAGAGAGAGUGCGGAGCGGGCUCAUGCAGAGGAAAUGGCGUCUGUGACCCUUUCAGCGCGGGAACGGGAGAAGGAGCUGGCUGUCAUGCUGCAGAAAACGGAGGCUCAGCACCUGCAGAGAGUCGGAGAGAUGGAGCAUCUCAUGGGUUCCCAGAAUUCCCUGAUUGGGAAGCUCAAAGAGGAAUGCUGCAAACUUGGGGCCAAACUGGAAGAGUUGUCUCUUCAAAGCAGGAGCGAGCUGGAACAGCUGGCUCUGGAGAAGCAGCACUCGGAGGAGACGGUGAAGAGUCUGAGAGCGCGCUGCUCGGAGAUGGAGGAGCAGUGUGUCCAGCAUGGACGCAUGCACCAGCGCAUGAAGGACAGGUUGCAGCAGUUGGACCGACACUGUCAGAGCAGCGCCCAGCAGGUGUGUGAGCUUCUGGCCAAACAGAGCCAGCUGAUGCAGGAAAGAAACGCGCUUAGUGAGGAGAUGCAGAACCUACGCAUCGAGUUACCCAAUCUGAGACGAAAUGAAACAGUGAGCACAUGAGCACAUUUGUCCUGGCUCUUCUUCAGACUUUUGGAAAGGACAGUUUUUCUACUCUAUUCCCCAUCAGAAUGUAUUUUAUGUAACUUUUACUGUGAAUGAUGUGUUUAAGUUGUGAGGUAUCAAGGACUAGGUAACACUUUAUUUGAAGGGGGGUGAAUAAGACUGACAUGACCCUGUCAUAAACACCUGUGAUGAACAUGAA
Poecilia reticulata (guppy) is the source of this 2402-nucleotide messenger RNA. RefSeq names its product SHH signaling and ciliogenesis regulator sdccag8 (gene sdccag8). Gene Ontology annotation, cellular component: centrosome; centriole. The record is from RefSeq and is a predicted model, not a curated record. Gene Ontology annotation, biological process: tube formation; neuron migration; establishment of cell polarity. NCBI's taxonomy places the organism in Eukaryota, Metazoa, Chordata, Actinopteri, Cyprinodontiformes, Poeciliidae.